This is a messenger RNA of Symbiodinium sp. CCMP2592, 1524 nucleotides long. Lineage: Eukaryota; Dinophyceae; Suessiales; Symbiodiniaceae. The record is from the annotation of a GenBank genome assembly.
AUGGCUCGCUGCGCGGCUCUUCUGCUGGCUGCAGGAGCUGCCAGCAGCUGGAAGUUGGACGAGAAUCCAAGUUGCUGGACGGAUGGCUACACUCACGAGCUAUGCUGUGGCCAAUCACCCCUGGCGGGCUGUUUCCCAGGAGAGAUGGCUCCGCACACCAGAGACCGUUGCUGCCAGAGCCCAUGUGGUCAAGCAUUGCGCAGCAGGAUCCAACAGAUGUCUCGCAGCAGGUGUCCCAGGCGCAAGCUUUCGAACACUACGCUGGUGACUGGCCUAUGGAACCUGCACAGAGAGGAAUGGCCAUCACAUGAUCGAUACCAGGAGGGAGAAGGGCAUUCGUUCAAGAAGUAUUUCGGUUGGAUGAGCCAACUGCUGCAGAAGCCUCAAGCCCUGAUCGUCUUCGCAGAAGAAGAGACCCUCAGAUAUGCCGCAUCUGUGCGACAAGCCCAUGGCCUGAAACAUCUAAGCUGCCUUGUGGAGGUCCCUCAGCAGGCUUUGCCUCAAAUGCGUUGGGAAGAUGGUUACGAGAAGGCGCAUGCGGAGAAUCGGCGAAAGUUGCCAGAAGAUCUGCGCCCAGAGGUGAUCCAGCCAAAGUACACGCUGGUCGUGAACUCGAAGCCCGAGCUCUUGGCUUGCGCGGCUCACUGGAACCCCUUCCGCUCCCAGCGUUUUGCUUGGGUCGACGCCGGUGCCGCCAGGGAGAGCAAGAUUGACUACGGCUUUCCAGGGGGGUCCAGACCAAUUGUCCUUCCGAGCUGCUCGCCGUGGAGCCUUUGCGUUGGUCGGCGGAUGUGGAUAAUAUUCGAUUUCCGCGACAAGCUGAAGCGGUUGGAGCAUGGGACAACCUAUGACUCUUCAGUGUUGUUAGGUGGUCGAGAAGGUGUACUGCUCUAUGCACUCUGGUUUCAAUGGGCCAUUGAGCGCUAUCUGAAAGAGAAGGUUAUGGACGAUGAGCAAAGCAUCAUCGCCGAGAUCUGGUGGACGGGCAGCUUCAAGAUUGAAGGUGUUUAUGGAAUGAGCUGGACGGAAGUGCUUGCGCAGAUGCUCAUGGCAGAUGCACCGGCUGGCACGGGUGGCUCCCUUGAAUCAGUUCUGUAUGCGGGCAGUCUUGGUCAUUGGUUUGGCGACCAUCCGAGCUUGAUUUGGCGCAACACCGGUAAGUUCUGGGUGCCCACGGCAGAUCUCGAGCUUCGGGAGACGAAAAUCGUCAACCAGCUGAGCGACGAGGACCUUGAGCGAAUCGUGUAUGGGUAUGUCUGCGCCAACCAACAGAUACCAAGAUUAGUGGCUUCCUGUGAAACCUACAAGAGCAAGAAGCUCUCUGUGACCACUGCAUCCCGCAGCGAACUUGGUGGAACGAGGAAAUACAGUGGCGGCACUGACGAUCGUGUGCAAACUGCGGCCGCUUUCGUCACUUUGUUGCGUGAGCUUGGAGAGGACCAGCGGGAAGUGGACUCGGUACGGGAUGGCCUGGCGCACUACAUGGAGUGCUUUGAGGCUCAGAUUAAUCGCUCCAAGACCUGA